UUUUCCUUUUUUCAGUGACAACCGCACGACACCUCGUCAUGGCUUCGAACGACAUUUAUCAUGGCCAAGCCGCGUUCGCUCCUGGGUUGGACGUCCGGCCGCACGAGUAUGCUGCGAAACCGUUUGAUGACGAGUAUGACGUCGAGAUCAAGGUCACGCACUGCGGCAUCUGCGGGUCGGACUUGCAUACGAUCACGGGUGGGUGGGGCAAGAUCGCUUAUCCGUUGGUCGUUGGCCACGAAAUCAUCGGGCACGUCACUCGCGUUGGUUCCAAGGUGGACACUGCCAAGUACCCCAUCGGCGCGCGCGUCGGCGUGGGUGCGCAGUGUGGGUCGUGCCUGGACUGCAACCAGUGCAACCGCCAGCUCGAAAACCUGUGCGACAACAACGUCGUGUACACGUACAACAGUUCCAGCAACGGGUACAUCACGCAAGGUGGGUACGCAGACUACUACCGCUGCCACUUUAACUUUGUCGUGCCCAUUCCCGACGGCAUCACAUCCGAGAGUGCCGCGCCAAUGAUGUGCGCGGGCGUGACCACGUAUGCUCCGUUGAAGCAUCACGGCGCUGGCCCUGGCAAGCACGUGGGGGUGGUCGGGAUUGGCGGGUUGGGCCAUCUGGGGGUACAGUGGGCUGUCGCGCUCGGGGCCGAAGUGACGGCACUGUCGAGUUCAUCCAAGAAGGAACACGAGGCCAAGGAUUUGCUCGGCGCGCAUCAUUUCUUAAACUACAGCGACGCCAGCGCAGUCACAGUGGCUGCCAAGUCGUACGACAUUCUCCUUGUAACGUCGUAUGGCAAGGACACCAACUGGAACGUGCUGUUGAGCCUCGUCGCCACCAACGGCAAACUUGUGCUGGUGGGGCUGCCCGAGGCGCCCGUGUCCUUCUUUCCGUUCUCGGUCGUGUCCAGACAAGUGACGUUUGUCGGAUCGACCAUCGGGUCGCCUGCGGAAUUGGAGGAGAUGCUCGCGUUUGCCGUGGAAAAACGCGUGAAUUCGAUCGUGCAAGUCGUGCCUAUGAGCCGCGCCACGGACGCCCUGCACCAAGUUCGUAACGGGGACGUCCGGUUUCGCAUUGUGCUUAAGAACGAGUAAAUACCCGCUUUUAUUACACAUCCAAAACGAAUGGUUGAGUUUGGG
Molecule: messenger RNA, 1139 nt
Organism: Aphanomyces astaci
Lineage: Eukaryota; Oomycota; Saprolegniomycetes; Saprolegniales; Verrucalvaceae
Exons: 1
Coding region: 39-1094 (351 amino acids)
Molecular function (GO): oxidoreductase activity, acting on the CH-OH group of donors, NAD or NADP as acceptor; zinc ion binding
Source: RefSeq, a predicted model, not a curated record